Messenger RNA from Trichosurus vulpecula (common brushtail), 10611 nucleotides. It is a transcript of the gene CELSR3, whose product is annotated as cadherin EGF LAG seven-pass G-type receptor 3. NCBI's taxonomy places the organism in Eukaryota, Metazoa, Chordata, Mammalia, Diprotodontia, Phalangeridae. Gene Ontology annotation, cellular component: plasma membrane. The coding region runs from base 1 to 10257 and encodes 3418 amino acids. The transcript is spliced from 37 exons. Gene Ontology annotation, molecular function: G protein-coupled receptor activity; calcium ion binding. The record is from RefSeq and is a predicted model, not a curated record. Gene Ontology annotation, biological process: G protein-coupled receptor signaling pathway; cell surface receptor signaling pathway; homophilic cell-cell adhesion.
AUGGCGGCAGAAGCAUCUGGUGCUCAGACUGUCAUGCGCGGCGGGCCGUACCACCGGGCUUCGGGGAUCGGGGCGGGGGCGGAGCGGACCAUCGGGGCUACCGGGAGCCAUGUUGGAGCUGCGGGAGGCGGCGGCGGCGGGGAUGCUGUGGCGGGGGCAGCGGGGGCCAGGGCAGUGGGCUCAGGCUGCACCGGCGGCGGAGUAGAUGGUGCCCGAGGGGCGGCAGGGGCGGGGGCGUGGAGCUACAGGGUGGGGGUCAGGGGACUGGGGUGGGGGCCCGGGAGGCGGCGGCUGCGGCGGGGGCGGCGGCGGCGGGGGCCCGGGCGGUGGGGUGGGCCUGGAGCCGGGGAGAGGGACGGGGGCAGCAGAGUCCAGGCCGGGGGGCGGGGGGCCAUGACGGAGCGGCCGCCGUGCAGGGGGCUCCAGAGCCGGCCGUGGCUACUGCUGCUGCUCCUGUUCCUCCUCCUCUCUUUGUUCCCUCUCAGCCUGGAGGAGCCGGGGGGCAGCAGCGACGAAGGCCGCGGCCUCAGGGCCCGAGGAGAAGCGGCCAAGGGACCCAGGGAACAGGGCUCCCGUGGAACCUUAGGUCUUUGUCCCGAGAUUCGUGGAGCCCCGGAGGCUGUUGGCAGCGUUGGUGUCGCCUCCCCUCGGAACCCUACGACCCCGGAGGGACAGCGGCUUGGGGAGGGAGGGAAGACUGGCCCAGGAACUAGAAGCGGUGGCCAUGUCCCCUCAGGGCUCCCCAGGGGGGCCUUGGGUCUGCGCCACACUGAACAGGGUCUUCAGCCCCAGGAGGGGUCCCCGGGGACAGGCUCUAGGGAGGAGCGGUCAGUGGGACCGGGGUCCGGAACCCUGCUAUGUUGGGCUCGGGAGGUCAUAUCCUGCGGGAGGCCGGGUCCAGGGCGCUGUCUGGCUUCUGGGGGUCGGUCCCCGGGGCCCUUGGCCUCUGGGAGGAGAGGCCCGCCCCAUGCCGGUAGUCUCCCCUCGGCUCUUCCCUCCAGGCUCCGCUUUCCCAGCUCCUCUCAGGCUUCAGAGUCUGGUCAAAAAGUGCAUAGAGGCGGCCGGGAGAGGCUGGGGACUUUACAGGCUGUGAGCUGUGGCGACGAAGUAUCCCGGCUACGGCGAGUUGGCGAGCCGGCUUCAGCACCACGAGCUUCGGGGACAGCUCCCGACACCAUAGCCCAGCGCAGGCGCCUCCGCCCGCGCGGCUUGCUCUGCUGUGCGCCCCCCAGCGUUCCCGGUACCCGUUCUCGACGUGCAGCGAACCGCCACCCUCACUUUCCCCAGUACAAUUACCAAGCGCUGGUGGCUGAGAACCAAGCACCCGGCACUCCCGUGCUGAGCGUGGCGGCCCAGGACCCGGACGCAGGGGAGGCUGGCAGGCUAAUCUACUCCAUGGCGGCGCUCAUGAACAGCCGCUCCAUGGAACUGUUCCGCAUUGAUGCCACCAGCGGCCUGAUUAGCACUGCCGAGCCACUGGACCGCGAGAGCAUGGACUUACACUACUUUCGAGUGACAGCUCUGGAUCAUGGCUCCCCGCGCCUGUCUGCCACUACCAUGGUGGCUGUCACGGUGGCUGAUCGCAACGAUCAUUCACCCGUAUUCGAGCAGACAGAGUACCGGGAGACAAUUCGGGAGAAUGUGGAGGAAGGGUACCCCAUACUACAGUUGCGAGCCACGGACGGGGAUGCAGCCGCAAAUGCCAAUAUCCGAUACCGUUUUGUGGACCCACCUGCUGCACAAGCUGUUUUUGAGAUUGACCCUCGCUCAGGCCUCAUCACCACUAGCGGUAGAGUGGAUAGGGAGCAGAAGGAAAACUAUGAGCUGGCCGUGGAGGCCAGCGACCAGGGUGGGGAGCCAGGGCCCCGUUCUGCCACUGUGCGUGUGCAUAUCACCGUCCUAGAUGAGAAUGACAAUGCCCCCCAGUUUAGUGAGAAACGAUACCUCGCCCAAGUAAGGGAGGAUGUGCGUCCACAUACGGAGGUGCUCCGCGUUACAGCCACAGACCUCGACAAGGACACUAAUGCCCUGGUCCAUUAUAAUAUCAUCAGUGGCAAUAGCCGGGGUCAUUUUGCCAUUGACAGUCUCACCGGCGAGAUCCAGGUGGUGGCCCCGCUAGACUUUGAAGUAGAGCGAGAGUACGCCCUGAGGAUCCGAGCUCAGGAUUCAGGGAGGCCUCCUUUGUCCAACAAUACUGGCCUAGCCAGUAUUCAGGUGGUGGACGUCAAUGACCACGCUCCUAUCUUCGUCAGCACCCCCUUCCAGGUGUCUGUCCUAGAAAAUGCCCCUCUGGGCCACUCGGUCAUUCACAUCCAAGCUGUGGAUGCUGACCACGGGGAGAAUGCCCGGCUGGAAUACAAACUGACUGGCAUGGCCCCAGACACACCCUUUGUAGUCAACAGUGCCACAGGCUGGAUUACAGUAAGUGGGCCCCUGGACCGGGAAUCCGUAGAGCAUUACUUUUUUGGGGUGGAGGCUGUGGACCAUGGUUCACCCCCACUUUCUGCCUCAGCUAGUGUUACCAUUACUGUCAUGGAUGUGAAUGACAAUCGACCAGAAUUCACCCAGAAGGAGUACCACCUUCGGCUGAAUGAGGAUGCAGCUGUGGGUACCAGUGUCCUUAGUGUGACUGCUGUAGACCGAGAUAUCAACAGUGCUAUCAGCUACCAGAUCACUGGGGGCAAUACCAGGAACCGUUUUGCUAUUAGCACGCAGGGGGGAAUGGGACUGGUCACACUAGCCUUGCCAUUAGACUAUAAGCAGGAGAGGUACUAUAAGCUGAUAUUGACUGCUUCAGACCGUACCCUCCAUGACAACUGCUAUGUGCAUAUCAACAUCACUGACGCCAAUACUCACCGGCCAGUCUUCCAAAGUGCCCACUAUUCAGUCAGCGUGAAUGAGGACAGGCCUGUGGGCAGUACAGUUGUGGUCAUCAGUGCCACAGAUGAUGAUGUGGGUGAAAAUGCUCGAAUCACAUACCUCUUGGAGGACAACCUUCCCCAGUUUCGAAUUGACGUAGACUCUGGAGCUAUCACACUGCAAGCUGAGCUAGACUAUGAGGACCAGGUGACUUAUACGCUAGCCAUAACAGCCAAGGACAAUGGUAUCCCUCAGAAGGCUGAUACCACCUAUGUGGAGAUCAUGGUCAACGAUGUGAAUGACAAUGCCCCCCAAUUUGUGGCCUCUUACUACCCUGGUGUCAUUUCUGAAGAUGCUCCUCCCUUCACCAGUGUCCUGCAGAUCUCAGCUACUGACCGAGAUGCCCAUGCCAAUGGCCGGGUCCAGUAUACCUUCCAGAAUGGUGAGGAUGGUGAUGGUGACUUCACCAUUGAGCCCACCUCGGGUAUUGUCCGAACAGUGCGGAGGCUAGAUCGGGAGAGUGUUCCCGUGUACGAACUGACUGCCUAUGCUGUGGAUCGGGGUGUUCCCCCACUGAGGACCCCUGUUAACAUUCAAGUAACUGUCCAGGAUGUUAAUGACAAUGCUCCAGUAUUCCCAGCGGAAGAGUUUGAGGUCAGGGUGAAGGAGAACAGCAUAGUGGGAUCAGUAGUGGCUCAAAUCACGGCGAUUGACCCCGAUGAGGGCCCUAAUGCCCAAGUCAUGUAUCAGAUUGUAGAAGGUAACAUCCCAGAACUCUUCCAGAUGGACAUCUUCUCUGGAGAGCUGACAACUCUCAUUGACCUGGACUAUGAGGUACGACCUGAGUAUGUGAUUGUGGUGCAAGCAACCUCAGCUCCCCUGGUUAGCAGAGCCACUGUCCAUAUACGCCUCAUUGACCAGAAUGACAAUAGCCCUGUCCUCAAGAACUUCCAAAUUCUUUUCAAUAACUAUGUGUCCAACCGGUCCAACACUUUUCCAUCUGGUAUCAUUGGACGGAUCCCAGCCUACGACCCCGAUGUCUCUGACCGCCUUUUUUAUACCUUUGAGCGAGGCAAUGAACUAGAGCUGCUUGUAGUAAACCAGACCAGCGGGGAGCUUCGACUCAGCCGGAAGUUGGAUAAUAAUCGUCCACUGGUGGCUUCCAUGCUUGUGACAGUAACAGAUGGUCUCCAUAGCGUGACCGCGCAGUGCGUAUUGAGGGUCACCAUCAUCACGGAGGACAUGCUGGCCAACAGCCUGACAGUACGCUUGGAGAACAUGUGGCAGGAGCGCUUCUUGUCCCCGCUCCUGGCCAGCUUCCUGGAGGGGGUAGCCACCGUGCUGGCCACGCCCAAGGAGGACGUGUUCAUCUUUAACAUCCAAAACGACACGGACGUGGGCGGGUCGGUGCUCAACGUGAGUUUCUCGGCGCUGGCUCCGGGAGGGGGAGCCCCCGGGGCAGGUGGUGGCGGGGGGCCCUACUUCAGCUCCGAGGAGUUGCAGGAGCAGCUGUACGUGCGCCGGGCCGCCCUGGCUGCCGCCUCGCUCCUCGACGUGCUGCCCUUCGACGACAACGUGUGCCUGCGGGAGCCCUGCGAGAACUACAUGAAGUGCAUCUCCGUGCUGCGCUUCGACUCGUCCGCGCCCUUCCUGGCCUCCGCCUCCACCCUCUUCCGGCCUAUCCACCCCAUCGCGGGCCUGCGCUGCCGCUGUCCGCCCGGCUUCACGGGCGACUACUGCGAGACCGAGAUCAACCUGUGCUACUCCAACCCGUGCCGCAACGGGGGCGCCUGCGCGCGUCGCGAGGGCGGCUACACGUGCAUCUGCCGCCCGCACUUCACAGGUGAGAACUGUGAACUGGAUAGCAGAGCUGGCCGAUGCGUGCCCGGUGUCUGCCGAAAUGGUGGGACUUGCACCAAUACACCUUCUGGUGGCUUCCGUUGCCAGUGCCCAGGGGGCGGGGGCUUCGAGGGGCCCUACUGUGAGGUAGCUGUCCGAUCCUUCCCUCCUAACUCCUUCCUCAUGUUCCGGGGUCUGCGCCAACGAUUUCACCUCACUCUCUCCCUCUCGUUUGCUACAGUGCGGUCCCAUGGACUUCUCUUCUACAAUGGCCGCCUCAAUGAGAAACAUGAUUUUCUUGCCCUGGAAAUUGUUGCAGGACAAGUGAGGCUUACCUACUCCACGGGGGAAUCAAGCACAGUAGUGAGCCCCAUAGUGCCCAGUGGUGUGAGUGAUGGGCAGUGGCAUACAGUGCAGUUGAGAUACUACAACAAGCCCCGGACCAGUGCCCUAGGAGGGGUUCAGGGCCCUUCCAAGGACAAAGUGGCUGUGCUGAGCGUGGAUGAGUGUGACACCCCCGUGGCCCUGCAGUUUGGGGCUGAGAUCAGCAACUACUCAUGUGCAGCUGAGGGUGUCCAGACCAGCUCCAAGAAGUCACUGGAUCUGACUGGACCUUUGCUCUUGGGUGGUGUCCCCAACCUGCCUGAGAAUUUCCCUGUGUCCCACAAGGAGUUUGUAGGCUGCAUGAAAGAUUUGUUCAUUGAUAGCCGCCGUGUGGAUAUGGCAGCUUUUGUGGCCAACAAUGGCACUACUCCUGGCUGCCAGGCCAAGCGAGCCUUCUGUGUCUCCAGCCCUUGCCAGAAUGGUGGUACCUGCUCUGAUGCCUGGGCUGGCUUCCGAUGCGAUUGCCCUGUGGGCUUCGGGGGAAAAGACUGUGGGCUUGCCAUGGGCCAUCCCUAUCGUUUUCGUGGCAACGGAGCCCUGAGCUGGGACUUUGGGAGUGAAGUGACUGUUUCGGUGCCCUGGUACCUGGGGCUGGCAUUCCGGACACGGGUGCCCCAUGGGGUCUUGCUGCAGAUUCAGGCUGGACAGCACAGUUCCCUCCUAUGCCAGCUGGAAAGGGGACUCUUGUCCUUGGUGGUGGACAGGGGCUCUGGCCGAACCGCCCGCCUUCUGCUGGACCAAGUGACACUCAAUGAUGGCAGAUGGCAUGACAUCCGUCUGGAGCUGCAGGAUGGACGAGCUGGGCGGUCUGGGCACUAUCUUCUCACGGUCACAGUGGAUUUUGGCCUCUUCCAGGACACCAUGGCAGUGGGGAGUGAGCUACAUGGGCUAAAGGUGAAGCACCUUCACGUUGGGGGUCUGCUCAAGGCCCAUGAUAUCCAUCGGGGCCUUGAUGGAUGUAUCCAGGGAGUGUGGCUGGGCACCAUGCCCUCAGGGGCCCCAGCCCUCCCUCCACCCAGCAGUAAGAUGAAUGCAGAGCCAGGCUGCAAUGUGCUGAGCCCCUGUGCCUCCAAGCCCUGUCCUCUGCAUGCUGACUGCCGGGAUGAGUGGCAGACCUUCUCCUGUGUCUGCCACGCAGGUUACUAUGGGAAGGCCUGUGUGGAUGCCUGCCACCUGAAUCCCUGUAAGAACAAGGGUUCCUGCCAACGGCAAGCAGGAGCACCUCAUGGUUAUGCUUGCGAGUGUGAGGAUGGCCACUUUGGACCUCACUGUGAGCACAGAAUGGACCAGCAGUGUCCUCGGGGCUGGUGGGGGAGCCCAGCCUGUGGACCCUGCAACUGUGAUGUCAACAAGGGCUUUGAUCCAGAUUGUAACAAGACCAAUGGGCAGUGUUAUUGUAAGGAGUUCCAUUUCCGACCCCGGGGGAGCGACACCUGCCUCCCCUGUGACUGCUACCCUGUGGGCUCCUCUUCACGCUCCUGCUCCCAGGACAGCGGGCAGUGCCCCUGCCGGCCUGGAGUCAUCGGCCGGCAAUGCAACAGCUGUGACAGCCCUUUUGCCGAGGUCACCGCCAGUGGCUGCCGGGUGCUCUAUGAUGGAUGCCCCAAGUCACUGAAAGGUGGUGUGUGGUGGCCACAGACCAAGUUUGGGCUCUUGGCCACAGUGCCUUGCCCCAAAGGGUCCUUGGGUUUGCGGGGAACAGGUGCUGCCAUCAGGCACUGUGAUGAGGACAGGGGGUGGCUGGAGCCAGACCUCUUCAACUGUACCUCACCUGCUUUCCGGGAACUGGGCCUACUGCUAGAAGAUCUAGAGCGCAAUGAAACAGAGCUGGACACCAUUGAGGCCAAGAAGUUGGCGCAGCGGCUUCGCACAGUAACCGGCCACACCGAGCGCUACUUCGGCAAUGAUGUCCACAUUGCCGCCCGUCUUUUGGGCCGGCUCCUGACCUUCGAGAGUCAUCAGCAGGGCUUUGGGCUCACGGCCACACAGGAUGCCCACUUUAAUGAGAAUCUGCUCUGGGCUGGCUCAGCUGUGCUGGCCCCUGAGACCCGUAAGCUGUGGGAUUCUCCAUGGCCACAAGCCCUAGGUGGGACCCCAAUCCGGGGGGCCAGUGCAGGCCUUAUUGAGAAGCUGGAGGAGUACACAGCAACAUUGGCCCAGAACAUGGAGCUCACGUAUCUGAACCCUGUGGGCUUGGUGGCGCCUAAUAUUAUGCUCAGCAUUGAUCGAAUGGAACCUCCUGCUUCCACCAUGGGGGGACAUCGAUAUCCUCGUUACCACGGUAGCCUUUUCCGGGGCCAAGAUGCCUGGGACCCUCAUACACAUGUAGUACUGCCCCCUCCAGUACCCCGGCCCCCACAACCAGAGGCUCUGCCCACAAGUGGCAGCAGUGAUGCCAAUGGGACGGCAGAAAGCGUGGCAGGCCGAGGGGGACCCCUGGAGGCAGAGCCAGGUCUCACCAUUGUCAUCCUUCUCAUCUACCGAACCCUGGGAGGGCUGCUCCCUGCCCGCUACCAGGCAGAACGCCGAAGCGUUAGGCUCCCCCGGAACCCAGUCAUGAACUCUCCAGUGGUCAGCGUGUCCGUGUUCAGGGAGCGCAGCUUCUUGCAGGGAGUUCUAGAGUCGCCUGUCACCCUGGAGUUCCGCCUGCUGCAGACGGCAAAUCGAAGCAAACCCCUGUGUGUGCAGUGGGAGCGGCCCAGCCCGAGUGACCCUUGGGGUGUGUGGACAGCCCGUGAUUGUGAGCUUGUGCACAGGAAUGGCACCCAUGUGCGCUGCCAGUGUUCCCGGCUCGGUACUUUUGGGGUGCUCAUGGAUGCCUCCCAUCGAGAGCGUCUGGAAGGUGACCUGGCUCUCCUGGCAGUAGUUACUCAUGUGACUGUAUCAGUGACUGUGGCUUCCUUGCUCCUGACUGUGGCUGUCCUGCUCAGCCUUCGAGGCCUCAAGUCUAACACCCGUGGGAUCCAUGCCAACGUGGCAGCUGCACUUGGCCUGGCUGAGCUGCUCUUCUUCCUGGGGAUUUACCACACCCACAACCAGUUCCUGUGCACUGUGAUUGCCAUUGUCCUCCAUUACCUCUUCUUGGGCACCUUCUCCUGGCUCUUUGUGCAGGGCCUGCACCUCUAUCGAAUGCAGGCUGAGGCUCGAAAUGUGGACCUUGGGGCAAUGCGUUUCUACUAUGCCCUGGGCUGGGGUGUUCCGGCCAUCCUUCUGGGCCUUGCCGUAGGCCUUGACCCUGGGGGAUACGGGAACUCAGACUUCUGUUGGAUUUCCAUCCAUGAUAAACUGGUGUGGAGCUUUGCUGGCCCUAUCGUCUUGGUCAUUUCGAUGAAUGGGGUCUUGUUCCUACUGGUGGCAAGGAUGUCCUGCUCCCCUGGGCAGAGGGAAGCCAAGAAGAUGUUUGUGCUCUCCUUCCUGCUGCUCCUGCUCAUCAGCGCCUCCUGGCUCUUCGGUCUCCUGGCAGUCAACCAUAGCGUCCUGGCCUUCCACUACCUCCACGCUGGGUUCUGCGGCCUUCAGGGCCCAGCUGUGCUGCUGCUCUUCUGUGUCCUGAAUGAGGAGACCCGAGGGGCCUGGGCCUCAGCCUGUCUGGGUAGGAAAGCAGGAACAGAGGAGGCAAGGCCGACCCCGGGCACGGGCCCUGGUGCUUACAACAACACAGCCCUGUUUGAGGAAAGUGGCCUCAUCCGAAUCACUCUGGGGGCUUCCACAGUGUCUUCUGUUAGCAGUGCUCGGUCCGCCAGGACGCAGGACAGUCAGCGAGGCAGAGGUGGCCUCCUCAGGGAGAAUGUUUUGGCAAAACAUGGCUCAGCUGCUGACCACACUGACCAGAGUCUCCUGGCCCAUGGUGGGCCCACAGACCUGGAUGUGGCCAUGUUCCAUCGAGAUGCUGGGGGAGGCAUGGACUCAGACUCAGACAGUGACUUGUCCCUGGAAGAAGAUCGCAGUUUGUCCAUCCCAUCCUCAGAGAGCGAGGAUAAUGUCCGGCCCCGUGGCCGAUUCCAGCACCCUCUUCGCCGGGCGGCCCACAGUGAACGGCUCCUCACUCACCCAGCCAGCAGCACUCCCAAAGAUGUGGAUGGUAAUGACCUACUGUCCUACUGGCCAGCCCUGGGGGAUUGUGAGGUACAUCCCUGCUCCCUGCAGACCUGGGGAUCUGAGCGUCGUCUGGGGCUGGAUACCAGCAAGGAUGCAGCCAACAAUAACCAGACUGAACUGGCACUGACCAGUGGGGAUGAGAACACAAUCGGCCACACCCAGCUUAGCCACACCCAGCGACAGAGGAAAGGUAUACUGAAGAACCGGCUGCAAUACCCAUUGGCUCUACAUGGGCUCCCUUCCACCAGUGCUCGAGGGGCUCCUGAGCUGUCCUGGUACCGGUCCUCUACCUUGGGCCACCGGGCAGUACCGGCUGCCUCCUAUGGCCGCAUCUACUCUGGCACAGGUAGCCUCUCCCAGCCAGCUAGUCGCUACUCCUCUCGGGAACAGUUGGAUCUGCUGCUUCGUCGGCAGAUGUCUCGGGAACAGCUGGAGGAGGCCACUCCUCUUCCCAUGUACUCCACUAGUCGCCAUGGCUCCCGGGAGCAGUUGGAGAGGGUCCCUAGCUGUCAUAAGCCAAGGUUCCGGGGGAGCACGCUGCCUCGAAGGCAGCCACCCAGGGACCAUCUAGAUGCCCUGGCCACCCGGUUUGGGUCCAGGGAGCCCUUGGACUCUGGGGCAUCUCAGGAGUGGCCAAGCCCACUGCCCCACCUCAGGGGCUCCAGAGACCAGCUCUUGCCUACGAGUCAGAGGUCUCGGGAACAGCUGGAUUGUUUAGCUAGGAGCUCAAACUCUCCAGAACAGCUGGACAUGAGGCCCUGUCGGCAUCCAUCAAGGGAGAACUUAGAACCACUCUCUAGGCGUCUCCCAUCAAGGGAGAAUGUGGCGGCUUGUCCAAGCAGGGCCCCUUCCACUGAACAAUUAGACAUCCUCUCCUCCAUUCUGGCCUCCUUCAACUCCUCAGCUCUCUCCUCUUCUGUGCAGUCCUCCAGUACGCCUUCAGGCCCUCAUACCACCGCUACGCCUUCUGCCACAGCCUCAGCACCAGGGCACUCCACACCUCGCUCAGCUACAUCCCAUAGUAUAUCAGAGUUGUCGCCAGACUCAGAAGUCACAAGAAGUGACGGCCACUCCUGAGAAGCGAACAGCGGCAAAGGAGGAGUGAAAAGAGUGAAAGGAGCGGGAGGUGGUUUGAAGACAUCUCCAACAUAAGUUUGGGGUCUCUCCUUUCCACCAGCUCUGGAUUAGACAGAGGAGAGUUUGGGGGUGCCAGGAUCCCUUCCCCCUCUCCUCCUAUAUUGAGACCCACUCGCUUGUGAGAGGAGGGGCUCCCACUGGCCCAUCCCAAACUGGAUCUUCCUUUCUGUAACACUUGGGCACUGUGUGUGCAUGAGUGUGCAUGCUGGUGCGUGUUUGGGGAGGGGCCAGGGCCUGGGAGGACUUUUAUAUAUUUUGUACCUUUGUAAUCAGAGAGAAAGAUGUCUAUCCUUA